AUGUUUCGGUCUUUGUACUCGUUUGGAGAUUCCUUCGUCGACCCGGGAAACAACAACUACAUCCUGACCUAUGCGAAGAGCAAUUUCCCCCAUACGGUCGCAAUUUCCCAAACCGAAUUGCCACAGGAGGUUCUCAAACGGGCUGUUGGUCCCCAAUUUUCUGGGUGGGUUUUUCAAAUAUUGUUUUUAAUACGUACAUUGUAUUUCUUGAAAGAUUUUGUGUAUUCUAAAGCAAUCCAAAUUGUGGAGCAGUUCAACAAUUUUAAAAAGUACAAAGUCAAGCUCCAAAAGAAGGUUGGAAGGAAGAAGGCUCAGGAGCAGAUCAAGUACGCGAGCGCUGGUAUGGACGACUUUGCAUUCACGUACUUUCAAGAUGGGCGAAGGACACUGACUCCUCCACAGUAUCAGUGUCCUCCACAGUAUGAGCAGUUCUUGGUGGCUCGGAUACGGUUGUUUUUACAGGGAUUAGUACUGGACCAAGGGGCUCGAAAAAUCGCGGUGAACGGCCUACCACUGUUGGGCUGCAUCCCCAUUGUUAUUUUUCUGACACCUACAAAUCCACCAUUUGCCCCUCGGAGCCAGCGCAAGUGUCUCGAUUAUGUGAAUGCCAUAGUGAAAGAUUUCAACGCUUUGCUCAGGGAAGCACUGAUCCAACUGCAGCGUAAAUGGCCCGAAACAAAGAUUGCUUACAUUGACUUCGAAGAACCUCUACUACUCCAAGAAUCAAAGGAUAACCCUGCAGAUUCUGAUGCUGAGGAUGCCGAUGCUGACGAUGAUGAUGAUGUUGAUGACACUAAGGAUGCCGAUGAGGCUGCACAUGUUUUCGAACCGAAACCAUUUCAAUUCUGA
Molecule: messenger RNA, 849 nt
Organism: Rhododendron vialii
Lineage: Eukaryota; Viridiplantae; Streptophyta; Magnoliopsida; Ericales; Ericaceae
Product: GDSL esterase/lipase At5g45960-like
Exons: 6
Coding region: 1-849 (282 amino acids)
Molecular function (GO): hydrolase activity, acting on ester bonds
Source: RefSeq, a predicted model, not a curated record